Orycteropus afer afer is the source of this 3696-nucleotide messenger RNA. RefSeq names its product anoctamin 8 (gene ANO8). The record is from RefSeq and is a predicted model, not a curated record. Bases 1 to 3696 code for a protein of 1231 amino acids. The transcript is spliced from 18 exons. NCBI's taxonomy places the organism in Eukaryota, Metazoa, Chordata, Mammalia, Tubulidentata, Orycteropodidae. Gene Ontology annotation, biological process: chloride transmembrane transport. Gene Ontology annotation, cellular component: plasma membrane. Gene Ontology annotation, molecular function: chloride channel activity.
AUGGCCGAGGCCACCUCCACCGCCGGGGGCACAUCCCUAGAGGGAGAGCGCGGCAAGAGGCCCCCACCCGAAGGCGAGCCAGCAGCCCCUGUGUCUGGUGUGCUGGAAAAGCUUUUUGGGAAGCGGCUCCUGCAGGCGGGGCGCUACCUGGUGUCCCACAAGGCGUGGAUGAAGACGGUGCCCACGGAGAACUGCGACGUGCUGAUGACCUUCCCAGACACGACCGAUGACCACACGCUGCUAUGGCUGCUGAACCACAUCCGUGUGGGCAUCCCAGAGCUCAUCGUGCAAGUCCGCCACCACCGCCACACACGCGCCUACGCCUUCUUCGUCACUGCCACCUAUGAGAGUCUGCUCCGAGGGGCCGACGAACUGGGGCUGCGCAAGGCGGUGAAGGUGGAGUUCGGCGGGGGGAUGCGUGGCUUCUCCUGCGAGGAGGACUUCAUCUACGAGAACGUAGAGAACGAACUGCGCUUCUUCACUUCUCAGGAGCGCCAGAGCAUCAUCCGUUUCUGGCUGCAGAACCUGCGCGCCAAGCAGGGUGAGGCGCUGCACAAUGUGCGCUUCCUGGAGGACCAGCCAAUCAUCCCCGAGCUGGCUGCCCGUGGAAUCAUCCAGCAGGUGUUCCCAGUGCACGAACAGCGCAUCCUGAACCGCCUCAUGAAAUCGUGGGUGCAGGCCGUGUGUGAGAACCAGCCUCUUGAUGACAUCUGUGACUACUUUGGCGUGAAGAUCGCCAUGUACUUCGCCUGGCUGGGCUUCUACACGUCAGCAAUGGUGUACCCGGCCGUCUUUGGCUCAGUGCUGUAUACGUUCACUGAGGCCGAUCAGACAAGCAGAGACGUGUCCUGCGUAGUCUUUGCCCUCUUCAACGUGGUCUGGUCCACGUUGUUCCUGGAGGAGUGGAAGCGGAGGGGAGCAGAGCUCGCCUACAAGUGGGGGACGCUGGAUUCACCAGGGGAAGCUGUGGAGGAACCACGACCCCAGUUCAGGGGCAUCCGGCGCAUCAGCCCGGUGACUAGAGCCGAGGAGUUCUACUACCCACCCUGGAAGCGGCUCCUCUUCCAGCUGUUCGUCAGCCUGCCACUGUGCCUGGCCUGCCUGGCCUGUGUCUUCCUGCUCAUGCUCGGCUGCUUCCAGCUGCAGGAGCUGGUGCUGAAUGUGAAGGGGCUGCCCCGCCUCACCCGUUUCCUGCCCAAGGUCAUGCUGGCCCUGCUGGUCAGUGCCAGUGCUGAGGGCUACAAAAAACUCGCCAUCUGGCUCAAUGACAUGGAGAACUACCGGCUGGAGAGUGCCUAUGAGAAGCACCUCAUCAUCAAGGUGGUCCUGUUCCAGUUUGUCAACUCAUACCUGAGCCUCUUCUACAUUGGCUUCUACCUCAAGGAUAUGGAGCGCCUGAAAGAGAUGCUGGCCACCCUGCUCAUCACCCGCCAGUUCCUCCAGAACGUGCGUGAGGUCCUGCAGCCUCACCUGUACCGGCGGCUGGGCCAUGGCGAGCUGGGCCUCCGGGCCAUGUGGGAGCUGGCCCGAGCCCUGCUGGGCCUGCUGGGUCCCCGGUGCCCUGCACCUCACCACCUCGAACCCCAGGCUGAUGAGGGGGCUGGUGGUGGCGGUGUGGGGGGCCGUAGGUGUCUCCGUGGGGGCUGUGGAGCACCUGAGGAGGAGGAGGAGGCGACGGUGGAGCGGCGGCCAGUUGGGGAAGGCGGGGAGGAGGGUGAUGGGUUUCGGGGAGGCCCAGGAGAGGUGGAGGAGGAGGAGGACGAUGACGACGACGAGGAUGAGGAGGACGAGGAGGGGGAGGAUGGCGGCCUCCUGGACUGCGGGCUGCGGCUGAAGAAGGUCAGCUUUGCUGAGCGGGGCACUGGGCGGCGCCGGGGCCCCAGCCCUGAGGCACUGCUGGAGGAGGGCAGCCCCACCAUGGUGGAGAAGGGGUUGGAGCCUGGUGUGUUCACGCUGGCUGAGGACGACGACGAGGCUGAGGGUGCCCCUGGCAGUCCUGACCAUGAACCUGCCAGCGUGCUGCUGCGCCAGGCUGGGGGCGAGGGCCAUGACCAGGGUCCCAGUGGUGGCCUGGAAACUGAGCAGGGCACAGGUGACUCAGCUCGCCAGCAGAGGCGACAGAACCGGGCGUCCUGGAUUGACCCGCCAGAGGAGAAGCACUCACCCCAGCUCACGCAGGCUGAGCUGGAGAGCUGCAUGAAGAAAUACGAGGACACCUUCCAGGACUACCAGGAGAUGUUCGUGCAGUUUGGCUAUGUCGUCCUCUUCUCCUCGGCCUUCCCGCUGGCCGCACUCUGCGCCCUCGUCAACAAUCUCAUCGAGAUCCGCAGCGAUGCCUUCAAGCUGUGCACGGGUCUGCAGCGGCCCUUUGGGCAGCGUGUAGAGAGCAUUGGCCAGUGGCAGAAGGUGAUGGAGGCCAUGGGCGUCCUGGCCAUCGUGGUCAACUGCUACCUGAUCGGCCAGUGCGGGCAGCUGCAGCGCCUCUUCCCCUGGCUCAGCCCGGAGGCAGCCAUUGUGUCCCUGGUGGUGCUCGAGCACUUUGCUCUGCUGCUCAAGUACCUCAUCCAUGUGGCCAUCCCCAACAUCCCUGGCUGGGUGGCCGAAGAGAUGGCCAAGCUCGAGUACCAGCGCCGGGAGGCCUUCAAGAAGCACGAGCGCCAGGCGCAGCACCACUACCAACAACAGCAGCGGCGGCGGCGGGAGGAGGAGGAGCGGCAGCGGCACGCAGAGCAUCACGCUCGGCGGGAGCGCGACGCUGGCGCCAGCGGCGGCCGGGAGGAGUCACGGCCCGAGGGCUCCGGGCUGGACCCCGCAGCGCCCGAGAAGGCCUCGGCCAAGGCCAAGGGCAGCGGGGCGGGCGGCCACAACGCCGAGCGGCCCAAGCGCCCGGGAUCGCUGCUGGCGCCCAACAACGUCAUGAAGUUGAAGCAGAUCAUCCCGCUGCAGGGCAAGUUCCUGUCCUCGGGCGCCGCAGCCUCACCGGCUGGCGCGGGCACCAGCCCCACCGCCCGGCCGGCCACCGCCCAGUCGCCCACGGGCAGCGACACCCGCCUGCCCGCCUUCCUGAGCUUCAAGUUCCUCAAGUCGCCCGAGACCCGUCGGGACUCAGAGCAGCGCAGCCACUCGCCGCCCAAAGCCUUCCACGCCGGCAAGCUCUUCCCCUUUGGCGGGGCCCGGGCCGAGGCCGGGGCCAACGGGGCGGGCGGGCCGGCCCGGCCGGAUGGGAUCCCCGGCAGCAGCAGCGGUGGCCGGCCCCAACGGAGUGGGUCGGCGGACGAGGCCGCGGCAGAGGAGCCGGAAGCCGCCCGGCCCGAAGAGGAAGGCUCAGGGACAGCGCUGGCCCUCGUGGGCGCCCCUGCCCUCCGUACCCGCAGCAGCCGGAGCCCUGCGCUGCCGUCACCGCCACCGCCACCCAGGCCCCCGACGCCGCCGCCCACCGGCUGCUGGCAGUGGGAUGGGCCAUGGGGCUGUGGGGGCGAAGGCACCGCCCCCCGCCAGCUCCCCGCCACCGCUGCCGCGGAGUGCCCGCCCUGUGCCCACGCUGGGCCCCCGCUCGCCCCACAACCCCUGCCAGGGGACACCAGCUUCUACAGCCUCCCGCCCCCGCCGCCGCUCGCCUUGGAGCACCCCGAGUCUCUCGAUCCCACGCCCAGCCCAAGCCCCCAGGCUGUGUGCUGGCCCAGUGGCUGGCACUAG